AUGUCAUCUUUUAUGUUAAGCUUGAGUUCUAUCCUUCGAAGGUCCAUUCCUCCUACUGUUCUCUCUCAUGCUCGACAAACCCAUGUCCAAAUACUCAUCCAUGGUCUGAUUCACGAUGCCACACUUCAAACAGAUCUCUUGUUGGCUUAUUCUAAAGGUUCUCUUCUGUAUGCACGCAAGGUGUUCGACAAAAUGCUUGAACGAAACAUGCAUUCUUGGAACAUUAUGAUUUCGGGUUAUGUUCGAAAGUCUAUGCACCGUGAUGCUCUAAGUGUUUUCGAUGAGUUCUUGAACUCGGGUUUGAAACCAGAUCAUUACACGUUGCCUCUGGUUUUAAAGAUCUGUGCUGGGAUCGGUGAUGUUUUGCUUGGUGUAAUGUUGCAUGGUAUGGUGGUUAAACUCGGGUUCGAGAACUGCGUUGUGGUUUCGACUUCGGUUUUGGAUUUUUACUCGAAAUGCGGGAAAUUGAAUGAUGCACGGAUUGUUUUCGUGGGGUUGUCGUGGAAAGACUCAGUUGUAUGGAAUUCGAUGAUUUCAGGGUUUGCAAAGGCUGGUUUGCAUCUUGAGGCUUUGGAUUGUUUUAGAAACAUGCUUGGAAACAAAGCAGAAUUGGACUCGAUGACGGUUCCGACCCUUCUAAAUGUUUGCGGGAAACUAGGAGAUGUCACGAAAGGGAAAGAAAUUCACGGGCAAGUGCUGAAGAACACGGUCUUACAUAAAGAUACCGCCAUCGGGAAUUCAUUGAUCGACUUGUAUUCUAAAUGCGGCUACUUGUGUGAUGCUGAGAAGAUCUUCCUUAGCCUCAGAAAUCGUAAUUUGGUGACUUGGACUACGUUAAUAUCGUGCUACGGAUUCCAUGGAAACGGGAAAGAAUCUUUACGUUUGUUCGAGAAAAUGAAAGACUCGGGAUUCAAACCGAAUAGCGUGACUCUAACCGCCAUUUUAGCUAGUUGUAGCCAUUCCGGUCUUAUAGACCAAGGUAAAAAGAUUUUUAACUCUAUAAGAUCAUCAUACAGAUUCGAACCAACUGUCGAGCAUUACGCUUGCAUGGUGGAUCUUUUGAGUCGUUUUGGAUGGUUCAACGAGGCCAUAGUUUUGAUCAGAAGUAUGAAGACGGUCCCACCGGCUAGCGUGUGGGGUGCACUCCUUGCGGGUUCUUUGGUGCAUAGAAAUGUCGAGACCGGUGAAAUGGCAGCUCGCCAUCUUUUUGAAAUUGAACCAACGAAUGCUAGUAAUUACAUUGCGUUGUGUGGGAUAUAUGAUUCUCGAGGCAUGUGGAGCGAUGUUUCGAGGGUUCGAUCGGAAAUGAAAAGGUCGGGAUUCGGGAAAACUCCGGGAUGUAGUUGGAUUUCGAUCGGGGGCGAAAUACGUACUUUUUAUCAAGGAGAUUUCCAUUCUUCUCUUGGUCAUAAAAUUAAUGAAACAUUUGAAGGGAUUAUUGGAACACUUCUUUUGGUUCAUUCAGAAAUACACAUCGAUUUUUAA
Messenger RNA from Cynara cardunculus var. scolymus (artichoke), 1485 nucleotides. RefSeq names its product pentatricopeptide repeat-containing protein At5g04780, mitochondrial-like. Bases 1 to 1485 code for a protein of 494 amino acids. The record is from RefSeq and is a predicted model, not a curated record. Gene Ontology annotation, molecular function: RNA binding; protein binding. The transcript has a single exon. Gene Ontology annotation, biological process: RNA modification. NCBI's taxonomy places the organism in Eukaryota, Viridiplantae, Streptophyta, Magnoliopsida, Asterales, Asteraceae.